AUGAAUGACGAAUCAGCACCAACUGAAUUAUCUGGUAUUCAGAUGCAAAUGAAUCAAACAACGAAUGAAUCACUUGAAGCUACUCGGCGUAUGCUUGGUCUUUGCGAAGAGAGCAAAGAAGCCGGAAUACGCACAUUGGUUAUGCUUGAUGAACAAGGAGAACAACUCGAUGCUAUCGAUUCCGGAAUGGAUCGAAUCAACGCUGAAAUGCGCGAUGCAGAGAAGAACUUGGAGGGUUUGGAGAAAUGUUGCGGUCUAUGCGUUCUUCCUUGGAAACGAACAAAAAAUGUCGAAAAGAGUGCAGCAUAUAGUAAAACGUUCAAGGGAAACGAUGAUGGUAAAGUUAACUCUUCGGGUCCACGGCAAAUUGUAGCACAGAAUGGUAUGGGUCCCGGGUCAGGCUACAUUCAAAGAAUCACAAAUGACGCACGUGAAGACGAAAUGGAGGAAAAUCUUCAGCAAGUCAGCACAAUGAUUGGAAACUUAAGAAAUAUGGCGUGCGAUAUGGGAAAUGAAAUAGCUAAUCAAAAUAAUCAAAUUGAUCGUAUCAAGGCUAAAACUGAUAUUAGUCAAAUGCGUCUUGAAGGAGCUAACAAACGCGCGAAAACACUACUAAAAAAUUAG
Adineta ricciae is the source of this 624-nucleotide messenger RNA. NCBI's taxonomy places the organism in Eukaryota, Metazoa, Rotifera, Eurotatoria, Adinetida, Adinetidae. The record is from the annotation of a GenBank genome assembly.